AUGAGUAGAGCGAAUGAGGAUCCAAGGCAUGCUUAUAGCUUAGACCUCUAUGAAGUGGUGACCUCGGAAGAAGACGAUGAUUUCAAAAUUCAAAACCAAUUAGAAAAGUUGGAACAGCAGAGAAAGGAUCUAGAAGAGCGGCUAAGGUCGAAGGCUGAAAGAAGGAAGAACCUCAGUCGGCUCCAAAACCAUCAAGUGGAGAUUCCUGCUUCGCCGCGUAAAGGCAGAAAUGAAAAGCAAGCAGUGGCCAACCUCUCAAAAUCAAAGGAUGAGAGUCCUGCAGAUCGGCUCGAAGAAGCCGAGCUCAUUGUGCAUAAUAAAGGCCCGGACCUGGCUCAUUCAACAUCGUACUUUGUCGAAAAGUUUGCGAAUGUUCGCAAAACAGCGGAACAAAAAGUUCAGCGCAGGAAUGACUUGAUGAACUGCCGUGUUCACACUUUCAGAGGCUUGGAGGAUGCCAAAUUGAAGGAGCCUCUAGUCGUAGAUGAAAAAGAGCCUUUUUCUGGUAUGUGGUUAACCAGACGAUAUUUGCCGGAGAUCGACCUCAACCAAAUAUUUAAAGACGUCAAAAUUCUUCGGCUACCUAAGCUGUUUAGCAAGGUACGACCUCCAAAGUUCAGCGAACCAGAUUACGCCAACUGGGUCGCUGUUGGCAUCAUCAGUGCCAAGUCGGCUGUUAAAAUGACCUCCGCACAAAGGCCUUCCAAAUAUUUCAAAUUUACUUUGACUGACUUUCAGCACAACUUGGACACUUAUGUUUUUGGCAAUAAGAAUGUUGAGAAAUACUACAACUUGAGGUUAGGUGAUGUUGUUGCAGUUCUGAACCCAGAUAUAUUGCCCUGGAGACCGUCACAGGUAAACGACGACGAGUUCUCAGGUGCCGUAGUCAAGUCCUUUAAUCUGUCGAUCAGGAACGAAUUUGACUGUCUGCUCGAAAUAGGAGCCAGUAAGAGUCUCGCUUUUUGCUCAGCAUAUAAUAAGUCCACCGGUAAGGUAUGCGGGGUUCCCAUUAAUAGCGCUAUCACAGACAGGUGUGAAUAUCACCAAGAAGUACGAUUCCGGCAAAUUAAUGCACAAAGAGUUGAGCUUAAUGGAAGUACUCCAAUGAGGUCUCCAACAAAAAACGGUAAGAAGCAAGCCCUGUACGGUAGAGCUGCAGCGAAAAGGAAGUUCGAGCUAUUGCCCGACAAGCAUGCGCCCAAAUCUCAAGAUCGAGAGACAUCCAAUACGCUUUACUUUAGCAAUCCCAAUUACGCAAGAGCGUUUUUCGACGAUUCUUAUCAAAAUCCAGACUUGUUGAAUAACUUGGAAGGCAAGCGACGAAAGUUCAAAGAGACAGAGAAAGAAAAAUUACUACGAAAGCAGCUAGAUAAAGCAGUCGGUAAAACAGAGGUUGAAGGCUUCAAAGAUAAAAAUGCCCAGGAACAAAAGCACAUGUGGCAAACAACCGAGCAGGCGCUCAAUAGUGGUUUGGUGAAAAGUAUAGGAUUCGAUCCCACCCGAGGCAAAAUGCGGGGAUUCUUGGCUGAUAAUCGAAAUUCGAAUCAAGCGAUCGACAAUAGGUCUUCUCAAGUCAAAGAGCUGAUGAAAAUGAAGAAGACAAAUAUUGAUUUGGCUCCAUCUAAGGCUGAUAAUAUGAAGCGGCUUCAGAGAAGGGAAAAAAUAUGGCGGGAGCACUUCCGAGAGGUCAAUAACAGAAAUACAGAGGAUUUAUCUAGCAAUGUUGCGGAAAAAAGCGACAGCGAAAGCGAGCUUGAAAUUGUCUGA
Molecule: messenger RNA, 1767 nt
Organism: Lachancea dasiensis
Lineage: Eukaryota; Fungi; Ascomycota; Saccharomycetes; Saccharomycetales; Saccharomycetaceae
Source: the annotation of a GenBank genome assembly